Messenger RNA from Sphaerodactylus townsendi, 1128 nucleotides. RefSeq names its product GRB2-associated-binding protein 2-like. Bases 1 to 1128 code for a protein of 375 amino acids. The transcript has 6 exons. NCBI's taxonomy places the organism in Eukaryota, Metazoa, Chordata, Lepidosauria, Squamata, Sphaerodactylidae. The record is from RefSeq and is a predicted model, not a curated record.
AUGUCCCAGGGGUCCUCGCAGCAAUGGGGGUCACCCAAAUGCCCAAAUGAACAGGACGGUCUUUGCCAGAUGUUGAAACUCCAAGACAGACAGCUAGGUGGGCCUCCCCCUCUCAUCUCAGCACCUGGGCUGGGCAGAUCUGCUCUCUCAGACACUGUAAGGAACAUUUCUGCUUCCGGCCACGGCCCACGCUCUUCUCCGGCGGAACUGAGUAGUUCCAACCACCGCCUGCUGCGGGAACGGAAGUCAUCAGCUCCUUCGCACUCCAGCCAGCCCAGUCUCUUCACAUUCGAUUCACCCACCAACCAUAUCCGGACAACCCUUUCCACCAGCGCCCCGCAAGACUAUCUCUUCCUACAUCAGUGCAUGAGCAGGAAGUCAGAAACCAGGAGUGCGAGUUUCUCUCAAGCCACGAGGUCCUCUUUCUUCAUGAGGAGUGACCCUUCUGUUCAGAAGCUGUCUCAGGGGAACGGCCACUGCAUGAACGGCGUGGGCGGACAGGUCCAUGGCUUCUACAGCUUACCUAAGCCAUGCAGGCACAAUUCGGAGCUCCGGGACAGUGCCUACGACCUCCCCAGGAGCUUUGGAUGCUACACCCACACCAAAUCGAGCCUCACGGGCUCCGAAACAGACAGCGAGGACGUCUAUACCUUUAAGACGCCCAAUAAUACGCUUUGCAAAGACUUCGGAGAGCUGUCUACGGAUUCGUAUGAUGUCCCCGGUACCCCCUUGUCGAUUUAUCAGAUCCCGAGAACAUUCACAUUGGACAAGAACCACAACGCCCUGGCGGUGGCUGCCAACGAAACACCUGCUGCUCCUCCUCCUCGGCCUCCCAAGCCAGGGCAGGCAGACACACGGUGGGGCAGCCCUCAACAGCGACUGCUGGAUGGCGAAGGCCUCGGCGUGGGCUCCGUGGCUGCCACCAUUCCCCGGAGAAACACACUUCCGGCAAUGGAGAACUGCAGGCUGCAUCGAGCUUCCUCCUGCGAGACUUACGAAUAUCCCCAGCACGGCAAAAGAAGCACGGGCCAGUCAGCGGAAUCUGUGAACGUCGGUCUCAGCUCGUACCUGGAGAGAUCAAAUGAAGUCCUAGUGAUGCCGUCUGACCCCACCCCGGGGGUCUUCUAA